AUGCUACAGAACAAAGAAAAGAACGCAAUUCAGUUUUCUAAGACAGCUGAAAACCUACUCUAUACUUCCUGUUCAAUUAACAUCCAAGUAACACGUAACGCAAUGAGGUUCUUGCAAAUUUUGAUGAUAACUAUUUGCUUAACCACACCAUUGGUGUCAUCCUUUCAACCGAGUCGAUUAUCAGAACUUGAUUUGGAUGAUCCUUUUUUGUUUCAAAAGUUAUUAUAUAAAUCUCCAUCAAUAAAAGAUUCUAAUGAAGGUGGUUACAAAUUUAGCGGGAAUGAAAUGCGAUAUGGUCGAUAAAAAGGGAACAUUUGUCAAUUCAUAUCACAAUGAGUUCACUGAUGUCUAACAGUUAAAAAAACAAAUAUCAAGAUUCGUAAAUAAAUAUUUAUGAGAAUAUUAUCACAAGAAAUCUUUUGAAUAUUACAUGCUAUCUUUUCAAAAAAAUACAAAGUGCAAACUGAAUAUGUACCGUGAUAAUAACAAUAAUGAUCACUAAAUCAUUGUUUUUUAUAACUAUCUGUGAUAAAGUAGUCUG
Molecule: messenger RNA, 541 nt
Organism: Trichobilharzia regenti
Lineage: Eukaryota; Metazoa; Platyhelminthes; Trematoda; Strigeidida; Schistosomatidae
Source: the annotation of a GenBank genome assembly